This is a messenger RNA of Rotaria sp. Silwood2, 3123 nucleotides long. NCBI's taxonomy places the organism in Eukaryota, Metazoa, Rotifera, Eurotatoria, Philodinida, Philodinidae. The record is from the annotation of a GenBank genome assembly.
AUGGAUUAUUUGGAAACAAAACGAUUAGCUUUUCCUCGUCUAUUUUUUCUUAGUAAUGAAGAUUUAUUAGAUAUUCUCUCUCAUUCAAAAGAUGCAAAUUGUGUACAACCACAUUUACGUAAAUGUUUUGCUAAUAUUUUUCAUCUUCAUAUUGCAAAAACUCCAGUGGAAGUUGUAACAAGUAUGCAAUCAGUCGAAGGUGAAAUUGUAAAUUUUCCAAAAACUGUUCGUCCAAGAGGUAUGGUUGAACAAUGGUUAACUUCAGUUGAACAAGCUAUGUAUGAUGCUGUUAAACAUCAUCUUAAAUUAGGUUUAUCUGAUAUAAAAACUGCAGAUUAUAUUAAUUGGAUUCUUCAACAUCCAGGCCAAGUUGUUUUAACUAUUUCUCAAGUAAUAUAUACACGACAAGUAAAUGACAAAUUUGAUCCACAAUCAACGGAAACAGAUACUGCACUUAUUCAAAUACGUGAUCAAAUGAUAACAACAAUUAAUAAUGUAUGUUCAUUAGUAUUUUCUAAUAUUGAACAAUCAAAAUUAUUAACUGUCGAAGCAUUAUUAACAUUACAAGUUCAUUGGCGUGAUAUAUUUGAAAUGCUUAUUAAACUUCAUAUUCGAGAUAAAAGUGAUUUUGAAUGGCAAAAACAUCUACGAUAUGAUUGGAGUGAUAAAGAAACAAAUUUUCAAAUACUUCAAGGUGAUGCAAGUUUUCCUUAUGGUUAUGAAUAUCUUGGAUGUUCAAGUCGAUUAGUUGUUACACCACUUACGGACAGAUGUUAUUUAACAUUAACUGGUGCAAUUAAACUUAAUCUUGGUGGUGCACCAUCAGGUCCGGCUGGAACAGGAAAGACGGAAACUGUUAAAGAUUUAUCAAAAUCAUUUGGAAAACUUUGUUUAGUAUUCAAUUGUUCUGAUGAACUUGAUCAUAAGACACUUGGAAAAAUGUUUAGUGGAUUAGCACAAUCAGGAUCAUGGUGUUGUUUUGAUGAAUUUAAUCGUAUUGAUGUUGAAGUAUUAUCUGUUGUUGCUCAACAAUUAUUAACGAUUAAAACAGCUAAAGAUGCACAUGCUCAACGAUUUACAUUUGAUGGCCGUGAAAUUAAGAUGAAUUUAACUUGUGGUUUUUUCGUUACUAUGAAUCCAACUUAUUCUGGUCGUUUUGAAUUACCUGAUAAUUUAAAACCUAUGUUUCGACCUAUUGCUAUGAUGAUACCACAUUACGCAUUAAUUGGUGAAGUCAUUCUUUUUUCUGUUGGUUUUACAUCAGCAAAAGUUCUUGCAACAAAAAUUGUUUACUUAUAUAAUUUAUCAAAUAGUCAAUUAUCUCAACAAGAUCAUUAUGAUUUUGGUAUGCGAGCUAUUAAAGCUGUUCUUUUAAUGGCUGGUGAAAUAAAACGAUCACAUGUUAAUGAUCCAGAUUUAACUAAUGAACAAUCAGAAGAAGGUAUUAUGUUACAAGCAUUAGUUGAAUCAAAUCUUCCAAAAUUACUUAAAGAAGAUUCAAUUCUUUUUCUUGGUAUUCUUCGUGAUCUUUUUCCUCAAGCUGAUAAAAGUUUACAUGAACAUGGAAAUAUUCAACAAGCUAUAAAACGUGCUAUUAAAGAUUUAAAUUAUGAAUAUUGGCCUACACAAGCUGAUAAAGCAUUACAACUUUAUAAUCAAAUUGUUCUUCGACAUGGUACAAUGCUAGUUGGUGGAGCUGGUGGAGGAAAAACUGUUGUACGAAAUAUUCUUCAAAAAGCAUUAACAUUUUUAUCUAAUAUAGGAAAAGAAGGAUCACAAAAUCGAAUAACUCGGUCAGCUACUGUUGACGUAACAGUUUUAAAUCCAAAAUCAAUGCAAAUAACUGAACUUUAUGGAGCUAUUAAUUCUGAUACAUUAGAAUUUUCUGAUGGAAUGUUUGCAAGUGUUAUGCGAUCAUAUUCAAAAACUCAUGAAUCUCAAAUGACUACAGAAAAGAGUGAACAUCAUGCUGAUCAUUGGCAAUGGUUAGUUCUUGAUGGUCCAAUUGAUACAUUAUGGGUUGAAAAUUUAAAUACACUUCUUGAUGAUUCAAAAAUACUUUGUUUGGCUAAUGGUGAACGUAUUGGAAUGUCUGGACAUACGCGAAUUUUAUUCGAAGUUGAUUCUUUAGUAAAUGCAUCACCAGCUACUGUUAGUCGUUGUGCGAUGGUUUAUUUAGAUCCAGUAGAUCUUGGAUAUAAACCUUUCUUAAAUCAAUGGUAUCGAUGUAAACUACCUAAUACAUUAUCACAGAGUGCAAUUGAAUUUCUUCGAGAAUUAAUGGAUUUUUCAUUAGAUAAAGGAUUUACUUUUCUUAGUGAAUUGAAAGAUCCUUGGCAUAUGCCAGUAUCAAAAGUGAAUGUUUUGCAAACACUUUGUUAUUUAUUAUCAACUUUUUUGAAUUAUUUGGAUAAACAUGGAGGUUUUGGUGAAGAUGAUCAACGACUAACGGCAGCAGCAGGAAUCGUUUAUAUAAUUAAUGACAAGAAACAAUACUAUUUACAAAAGAAUCCCAAAAAUCUUCGACAAUGUUUUAUACGUAUUUAUAUAUUUUGUUAUGUUUGGAGUUUUGGUGGUGGAUUAAAACGAGAAGAUAAUUUUGAAGAUGAUAAUUUAAUAAAUCAAAAAGAACAAGUUAAAAUUGAUCGUGAUCCAAUUACACAAGAAUUUGAUACAUUUGUUCGGGAAUUAUUUUCUUCUAAUGUUAAUUAUGCCGUUUAUUUACCACCUGAUUCACGUAUGAUAUAUGAUUAUAUGAUAGAUUUAAAUACAUUUGUUUAUCAUGAAUGGGAGUCACUUGUACCUAAAACAGAACAAUUAAUUAAAAGUGAAAAUUCACAAACUGUUAUACCAACUGUUGAUAUUAUUCGUUAUUCAUUUUUAAUAACAGCUUUACUUAUGCAUAAAAAACCAGUUCUUUUAACUGGUAAUAGUGGUGUAGGAAAAACUUUACUUAUUGAAGCAAUGCUUCGAUCCCUAACGUUACCUGAUGGAAAUUUUGUUCGACCAGGUACUAUUCUUGGUGAUAUUUUACAAUAUAAUGCUACAAAAAGUUCAACAACAACGAAAUUAGUACAAACAACAGAUUUACCUGUUGAAAAUACUGAAGGUGGUGGUAAGUAG